AUGACUGGUGAUAAUGAUCCUGAGAUUUUUCAGGAGUCCAGCUGUUGUUGAUAUGUUUUAGAUAAUCAGAUCUACUGUCGUCAUUUAGAGCCGCCAUCUUUAAUCACUUCUGUUAAUUAACCUCCUCCCUUCUCUCCUCUGCUCAGCUGGUAUUCCAAACUUGGUCAUGUUCUUCUUUCUGCAGCCAAACACUCCCUAGCUUUAAACAACAUUCACACACACACACACACUCUCUCUCUCUGGCUCUCUCUCUCUUCCACACACACUCGGCUCUGUGCUCUUUCCGUUCCAGCUCGGCUCUCAGACGGCCGUCAUCAUGGCUCGCUGCUGGAGUUACUUAAGAGGACUCUCCAUCUGCGUCACCGUGCUGCUGCUGGUGUCUGGUGUGGUGAUGAUCGGUGUUGGAUUCUCGUCAAUUGAAGGAAACGUACCCGUUGCCCAGUUGUUCGCGCAGUUAUCGAUUAGCGACGGUUUAUUGGCUCUGCAGGUGUUCGGUCCGAUCACGGUGGUUCUGUCUGUUCUGGGCAUCAGUGCUGCGGUUUCAAACUACAAACCUUUGCUGCUGCUGUUUUCUGCUCUGAUUUUUGUGGAGUUCGUGGCUCUGAUGAUCGUCGCCUCUCCGUUGGUUCACGUUGAAGCCGAGGUGAACAUCGCUGUGGAGGACGUUUUCCUGAACGUCACUCCUCUUCACACAGCUGAGCACUUCAUCCAGACGGAGCUGAAGAAACUCCAGAACUCAGAUUCCUGCUGCGGUUUAAGAAGUUUUGAGGAUUGGGGGAAUCACCUCCCUGACUCCUGCUCAUGCACGCCCCCUGCUGGCCUGAGCUCUCAGACCAGUAACUCCAGCUCACUGGGAUCCUGUGUGAUGACUGGAAAAAGUCGUCAUCCUUCAGAUAAACUCUGGGUUCACGCUGAGGCCUGUGGUCCCAUCCUGAAGAGCUACCUGGGAUUCCCGAUCAAACUCCGGAUUGGAAUAAUCUCUGCCUUGGCCACCAUCGCGAUAACCGCCAUCGUUCUGUGCCUGGUUCUGGGUCUGGAGGAUCGCUUAAAGAAGCCUCCGGUUGAGAUAACGAUCGACGACUUCAACAGAGUCAAAUAUCAACCCAAACCUUCCCUCUCCUGACCUCUGACCCCUCAGCCACACAGAACGGACACUGAUGCUAACAUGUAGCCUUUAAGUGGAGCUAGCGAGAACAACACAGGAAGUGCUGUGAGGUUAUAAACCAGAAACGGGUAUCAUUCAUUUGGACUUUCUUAGUUUCCACCAUCAUGGCUUUUCAUUUUAGUUUUUCACAGAUUUAUUUGUUUAAACACAACUGAGAGCACAGGUUUGAAUUCCCAGCGUAUUUUCUCUGUAAUGCAGAUUCACUCUCCCACUAAGGUAAAGUCUCUCUGAUGGUCCAGUGGAUUCGGUUCGAUUUGGGACCAAAGUUGCAACAUUUGUUAUGUUUUCAGCUGCUGAGUUCCUCUUUACAAACCAACCAAACCUUUAGAAAAACCUGUUCCCCUCCUGGCCUGUGGGGGCGCUGCACCAAGAACCACUGAAGGAAACGACAUGAAAUCCUCUGAG
Molecule: messenger RNA, 1570 nt
Organism: Poecilia latipinna (sailfin molly)
Lineage: Eukaryota; Metazoa; Chordata; Actinopteri; Cyprinodontiformes; Poeciliidae
Exons: 9
Coding region: 317-1123 (268 amino acids)
Cellular component (GO): plasma membrane
Source: RefSeq, a predicted model, not a curated record